Messenger RNA from Ananas comosus (pineapple), 2028 nucleotides. Its product is annotated as shaggy-related protein kinase NtK-1-like. Gene Ontology annotation, biological process: protein phosphorylation; signal transduction. The record is from RefSeq and is a predicted model, not a curated record. The transcript is spliced from 13 exons. Gene Ontology annotation, molecular function: protein serine/threonine kinase activity; ATP binding. The coding region runs from base 98 to 1468 and encodes 456 amino acids. Lineage: Eukaryota; Viridiplantae; Streptophyta; Magnoliopsida; Poales; Bromeliaceae. Gene Ontology annotation, cellular component: cytoplasm.
AUUGGGUGUUGUAAUUAGGGUUUCGGGCUGUGGGGGUGGGAUCGGGCGUUGCAAUUAGGGUUUGGGUUGUGGUUGUGCCUGAGGAAGAGGGAGAAGGAUGCAUAUGAUGCGGCGGCUUAAGAGCAUUGCGUCCGGGCGAUCCUCCGUAUCCGAUCCCGGUGGAGACUGUGGCUCCAAAAGAGCAAAGGUCGAUCAAGAUGGCGCAGGGGACAUUCUAAUUGAACCGCAUUUGGUCGAGGACAAAUUUACUGUUGUAGACCGAUCAUCAAGUCAUUUGAGUACUGAGGCAAGCACGUCAGGCGUUGAUCAGCUUCCAAACGAAAUGAAUGAGAUGAAAAUAAGAGAUGAUAAAGUUAACGACCACAAGGAGAAGGAAAUUGAGGGCACAAUGGUGAAUGGAAAUGUAGCAGAAGCAGGUCAGAUAAUUGCAACAACAAUAGGCGGUCGGAAUGGGCAGCCGAAACAGACAAUCUCAUAUAUGGCAGAGCGUGUGGUCGGGACUGGCUCAUUUGGUGUAGUCUUUCAGGCUAAGUGCGUGGAGUCUGGGGAAACUGUUGCUAUCAAGAAGGUGCUACAGGAUAAGAGAUAUAAGAACAGGGAACUCCAAAUUAUGCAAUUGCUCAACCAUCCUAAUGUAGUUCAUCUUAAACAUUAUUUCUUUUCAACCACUAACAAAGAUGAACUCUACCUCAACCUGGUACUUGAAUAUGUUUCUGAGACUGUUUAUCACGUUGCAAAGUACUACAACCGAAUGAACCAGAAUGUGCCUCUUAUACUCGUUCAGUUAUAUACAUACCAGAUUUGCCGUGGACUUGCUUACAUUCAUCGUGUCGUCGGUGUAUGUCAUCGUGAUAUUAAACCCCAAAAUUUGUUGGUCAAUCCCCACACUCAUCAAGUUAAACUUUGUGAUUUUGGAAGUGCCAAGAAGUUGGUUCCAGGAGAGCCUAACAUAUCUUAUAUUUGCUCGCGGUACUAUAGAGCUCCCGAGCUUAUCUUUGGAGCUACAGAAUAUACCACAGCGAUUGAUAUGUGGUCUGUUGGUUGUGUCUUAGCUGAGCUCCUCAUAAGACAGCCUUUAUUCCCUGGAGAAAGUGGGGUUGAUCAACUGGUGGAAAUCAUCAAGAUUUUGGGUACCCCGACACGAGAAGAGAUUAAAUGUAUGAAUCCAAACUACACGGAGUUCAAAUUUCCACAGAUCAAAGCUCACCCGUGGCACAAGCUUUUUCACAAACGUAUGCCUCCUGAAGCUGUUGAUCUUGUUUCAAGGCUACUCCAAUACUCUCCUAAUUUGCGCUGCACUGCUCUGGAGGCCUGUGCUCAUCCAUUCUUCGACGAGUUGAGAGAUCCCAGCACCCGCCUGCCAAAUGGACGACCCCUUCCCCCUCUAUUUAACUUCACAAGUGAAGAGCUUGAAGGCACCUCUCCUGAGUUAAUACAACGGCUUAUUCCCGAGCACAUGAGGAAAUGAAUACAAAUAGAAGCAGCACCUAAUUUUGGUAUAAUAUGGAAUGUGCGAACUGUAACAAUUUAGAGCACGGAGCCGCGAGGUGAUACUUCUUUGAGUCUCGACCAAAGAUCAGAGCUCCAUCUCGAAGGUAAAUCUCUAUCAGGUGGCUUCAUUGGGCAUUACUGGAGGGAAGUAAUGUCCUCUCUACCCUUCUUAAUGUUAAAUUUGUUUACUCUGUUAAAUAGUUCUAAUGGCAGCUGUAAUUUCGGGAGAAUUCCAAGCUCAACAAUGUUGUCUUUACUUUAAAUAUGUAGGGAUUUUGUGUUUGAGGAUUCCAAAGUUGGGCAGGCUUCUAAGUUAAUCGGAUUUCCCUGUGUUUUUAAAGCAUAAUUAGGCCAAAUUAUUUUGGAUUUGAGGUGAUGAGACGAGUUGAGCUGUAGUGCGUUUGGAAGCAUGGAGGUUUCCAUGCUUUCACUCUGUUUUCAAUAAUGGCGCAUUCGAAUCGAAUGUCGGAGCGGUUAGAUAUGAUGUACACUGGUAAAAGUAUCUAGAAAUCAAAUAUCAUUGUUUUUUUUGGAUUU